UUUUAACUCCCGGAAACGCCGGUAAAGUGCUUCAAACAUGUAAACAAGAAUGGAAGCAACGGCUCUCUCAGCUGUAUGGAGGGAAACAUUAGUAUUGUGCAUUGCGUAAAGUCGCCACCGUUAUAUACUGGACUACAAUGCUGCUGUUUUCAGGUUGUACUAUGGACUCUACUAAGGAAAAUGAACACGAUGAUGGUGAGGAAGGCGGCAAAGACGAUUUCUACUUUAUUGAGGAUUGCAGUAGUUCAGGCGGCGAAGAAGAGGUCAAGUUCAGUCACCAAAAACCUCACAGCAGCUGCAGAGAAGCUGCACGGCUCAGCAGGGAAUGCUCUCCUCCGCUCCUCCUGGAAUUCAGCAUCAAUCCUGGACGGCCGCUGCACAGCAGGACGAGUCCUACUUCCAGUUUGGACUUAAGGGAGGAGGACAGUGACCAGCCCGUCGAGGAGUGGAUGAUCCUGGGAAAAGAAGAGCAGGUGGAAGACUCAAGUAUCCAGCUCAACCUGAGCUACUGGAACAGCUCUGAGGAUGACUCUGGAGAUGAAGAUCAGACUGUGAUACCAGUUAAGGAUAUCUGGGCUGUAUCAGAGAAAGACAAGUGGGGUGCUGAUCAGUCUCUGCCCAGCCGAUAUUUUGUGCCUGGUCGUUCUCUGAUCUGUAACAUCUGUAACAGGACGGGACACCUUGCCAAAAGCUGCUACUACCACAAACAGAAAUGUCCCACCUGUGUCCUUUGUGGGAUCCAGGGCCACAUCCAGAGGGACUGCACGGGCCGCCCAUGCCCCAGCUGUGGACUGCCUUCACAUGGCUUCACGCCCUGUGAAAGGCCCCCGGUGUGGAACCAGCACUGCGAGCGCUGUGGGAUGACGGGGCACCUUUCUGAUGCCUGUCCUGAUACAUGGAGACAAUACCACUUGACAAUCUGGUUAGAGGUUCCACUCAGGCCAUUGACCAACCACACCCUAAAACAUAAGCAUUACCCAGCUUAUUGUUACAAUUGCUCUGAGAGGGGACAUUAUGGCUACGAGUGCACUAAGAGGAGGAUGGUCAGUGGGACUUGUCCUUCACUGCCCUAUGUUUGCCACUAUGACACCAUGGAGGACAUCCUCCAACGUCGUACCAGGAUGCAGAGACAAGCCAAAGAGCUUGUAAGUGCUGGAUACCUGCCUCUCUCGGACCAGCAGCAGUGGUCUGAACGAACAGGGGAGAGCGGUGAGGAGAAUCAGCCGGUCCAUGGGAAAAGCAGGAGAAAGCAGGAGACCUGUAGCCAGGCUGGCAGGAGGAAGACAUGGCCAGAGAGGCGCAAAGAGAGAAGGGAGGUGAAGAGGCUGAGGAGAGAGGCUCAAGCCAGACGAGAGGGAGGAUUACUGGGGAGAUCUCCAGGGACCUUUGAUGAUGAAGUUUGCUCUGCAGAUCCCUUCAGGUCCCCGCUCCACGGUCAUAGACAGUCCACACCCCCUACACAGAUGAAGAGGAGGGAUGAGGCGGGUGGCAGAAGGAACAAGAAGAGCAGAGAGACAGAGAGGUGGAAGAAGAGAAGAGGGAUAAAGUAUGGGGAUUUAUAUCCACAUGGUGGUGUAGACAUUGGUAGUGAAAACCUUCUUUCCCCAAAACAAAGAGUACGCCACAGAAGAAGAUAAAGUGUGAUUACAAUUAUUUUUUAUUUUUAAAGCUUAAAAAUUGUAACUGUAUAACAAAAAUUAAGUUUGUAUCUGUCUUUGAGUGAUUAAUUUAUUUAAACACAGAACAGUUGAAGAAUGCUCAUCUCCAGUGUAACUGUUAUGAAUGUACUUUAAGCUUGUUCUGCAAGAACAUCUACUAUUAGUAGUAGUAGAUUGGCUGUGCCAGUUUUUGUGCUUGUACAGUUUUCAUCAUACAGUAUUUUGGAAUAUGUUUUCACAUUAUGCCUGCUUUUUCUGCUUGUGUUGUAGUGUGUGAUUUGUUAGCCUCUUAAAAAUAAUGCUAGUUUAACAGUAAUGUAUAAUUUUCUGUUAAUAUGAUACUUGAAAUCAGGUAAAAGCCACUUUGUAAAGUGCAUUAUUUAUACUGUAAAAACAACGACAAUAAACAUGUAUUUCCAGAUAAUCUCAUGUAU
This is a messenger RNA of Micropterus dolomieu (smallmouth bass), 2092 nucleotides long. RefSeq names its product zinc finger CCHC domain-containing protein 7-like. The coding region runs from base 138 to 1637 and encodes 499 amino acids. The record is from RefSeq and is a predicted model, not a curated record. Gene Ontology annotation, molecular function: zinc ion binding; nucleic acid binding. Lineage: Eukaryota; Metazoa; Chordata; Actinopteri; Centrarchiformes; Centrarchidae. The transcript has 9 exons.